This is a messenger RNA of Lottia gigantea (owl limpet), 1215 nucleotides long. RefSeq lists its product as hypothetical. The record is from RefSeq and is a predicted model, not a curated record. NCBI's taxonomy places the organism in Eukaryota, Metazoa, Mollusca, Gastropoda, Lottiidae. The coding region runs from base 1 to 1215 and encodes 404 amino acids. Gene Ontology annotation, biological process: adenylate cyclase-activating adrenergic receptor signaling pathway. Gene Ontology annotation, molecular function: G protein-coupled receptor activity. Gene Ontology annotation, cellular component: membrane. The transcript has a single exon.
AUGGAGGACGAUUUCUACGAUAAUGGCAGUACUCUUUUUCCGGACACGACGACGGAUGAAGUGUUUACUGGACCCUGGGUUUUAACACCAAUCAGUGAGCAACAUCUGAUUGUGACCAGCGUUUUCCUUGGUUUAUUCAUAUUAGCAGCAAUUAUUGGUAACGUGUUCGUUAUUGCUGCCGUUGUCCUUGAGAAAUCAUUACAUAAUGUGGCUAACUAUUUAAUUUUGUCACUUGCUGUUGCGGAUUUGAUGGUUGCUGUUCUUGUCAUGCCCAUAAGUGUAGUGACUGAGAUCAGUACAGUGUGGUUCUUACAUUCGGAAAUUUGUGAUAUGUAUGUUUCGUUUGAUGUUUUGUGUUGUACUGCGUCGAUUCUCCAUCUUGUCGCUAUAGCAAUGGAUCGAUACUGGGCGGUAACCAGUAUAGACUAUAUCCGUAACCGAAGUGCCCAAAGAAUAAUUCUCAUGAUCGUGCUUGUAUGGACUGUGGCUUUAUGCAUUUCUAUUCCACCGUUAUUUGGUUGGAAGGAUCCAAAUGAUGACCCCGACAUUACCGGACAAUGCAUUAUCAGCCAAGAUCUUGGUUAUACCGUGUUUUCUACGGCGUGUGCCUUUUAUCUUCCAAUGGCGUUCAUGAUUGCAAUCUAUAUCCGCAUCUGGCAAGUGACAAGAUCUAUUAUACGAAAAGACAAAUUCGGUAAAAAUAAGAAGGAAAAGAAAAAACAAAAAAAAGAAAAAUCAAUGAAAACGGAAUAUAGCAUUGUGUCAGAUUGCAAUGGGUGUCAGUCAAACAAAAGUAACGGAAAAAAGACUGAAAACGGUAAUGCACCCGACGACGAGCAUUCUUCUACAACAAAUUCAGAUGAAGCUCGAUCCGCCAUGUUGGAUACUUCAAAUGGCGCCGCGCAAUCAAAACAUUUUCAAAGGCAAAGAGAAAAAAUUGAGAUGCGUCGAGAGCGGAAAGCGGCCCGUACGUUGGCCAUCAUAACUGGUGCGUUUUUAAUUUGCUGGUUACCUUUUUUUAUAGUGGCACUUAUCGGACCAUUUAUUGCAGACAAAGUGGAAAUCCCCUUGAUAAUCCGAAGUAUUAUUUUGUGGCUUGGUUAUGUGAACAGUCUUCUUAAUCCCGUUAUAUACACGAUAUUCAGUCCGGAAUUUCGCAUGGCUUUUAGCAAGAUUCUUUUUGGAAAGUACGCUAAAAAGAAAAGGCCCCGCUGA